Messenger RNA from Sinocyclocheilus grahami, 794 nucleotides. Its product is annotated as melanophilin-like. The coding region runs from base 201 to 794 and encodes 197 amino acids. NCBI's taxonomy places the organism in Eukaryota, Metazoa, Chordata, Actinopteri, Cypriniformes, Cyprinidae. Gene Ontology annotation, cellular component: cortical actin cytoskeleton. The record is from RefSeq and is a predicted model, not a curated record. The transcript has 5 exons. Gene Ontology annotation, biological process: intracellular protein transport. Gene Ontology annotation, molecular function: small GTPase binding; myosin binding; actin binding.
UAGGGAGGCUUUAGAAACACCAGGCAGGAAACACAGGGAGAAGACUCAAAAUCCAAGGGAAAAAUACACAACUUAAAUACACUGGGGAAACAAGGCACAGGUGACCUGGAUGACACUAACAAGGACACACGAGGAAGAACUAAGGCAGAGGAGAAACCAGGGGACCUCUAGAGGCAUGGAGACAAACUACAGGAGGUAGGAUGCUGACACCCAGUAACUUUGUUUUGGCUUCCUCAUUCUACCGGAUGAGAUUUAAGAUGAUGCCCAACAGCAGUAAUGGGAAGAAUUUGGAUCUCUCCAGGCUGACAGAUGACGAAGCCAAGCAUGUCUGGCAGGUGAUCCAGAGAGAUUUCCACCUGCGAAAGAAAGAAGAGAAUAGACUAGGGGAACUCAAGACCAAAAUAAUGAAAGAGGACACCAAGAGAGAGCUACUGGAAUAUCAGCCUAAACUCAGUGAUUCCCUCUGUAUCCGCUGUCUGCAGCCCUUCAAAUUCCUUGUCAACAGCAAGCGCCAGUGUCUGGAUUGCAAGCUAUUUGUCUACAAGUCCUGCAGGCGUUUUAAUAAGAAGGACCACGGCUGGGUUUGUGAUCCAUGCCACAUGGCCAGAAUCCUUAAGAUUGGGACUCUGGAGUGGUUUCAUGAGAAUGUACGCUCUCGUUUAAAGCGGUUUGGCAGCGCAAAGGUCAUGAGUUCACUUUUCAAAAGGCUGAACAGUGACCGUGCCUGUUCUCAAACUGACCUCAGAGAGCCUCGGGAUGAUGACACACACAGCAUGCCUGAAGUUCACAGUUAA